Ogataea philodendri is the source of this 1245-nucleotide messenger RNA. RefSeq lists its product as uncharacterized. The transcript has a single exon. The record is from RefSeq and is a predicted model, not a curated record. Bases 1 to 1245 code for a protein of 414 amino acids. NCBI's taxonomy places the organism in Eukaryota, Fungi, Ascomycota, Pichiomycetes, Pichiales, Pichiaceae.
AUGAUGGAAAUUGUUCUUUCAAAGCUACCAGAGGCAUUUGACGCCUACAGCAGGCCAAUGGCUGUUGUUGGCUUUUCGCUGAUGGUUUCCGUUUUGCUGAUCCAGCUACGCACCUUGCUACCAGACUCUAUCAAGAAAAUGCUGGGAAUGCCUGUUAAGCCAGUGAAGAUUGCCGCUGCUCCUACUAAAUUCCAGGAACCUUUGCCUGAACCUACAAUUACUCCUGUUUCGUCCGAUUUCAACUGGGAAAAGACUGAACCUGUCCCAUACAGACCGUUCAAGAACGGAACCUACCACAUGACCAUGGCUAUUCAAAGAGCUGAUCCCAACGACUGGAUCGUUCUUGAGGAAACCUAUUUAAAAGCAACCAACCUGAAGAUCCAUCUCAUGAAAGAAAGAUCCAACGUGGUCAUGGGAUGCCACCCUAGUGCCGAAGAGAGUCUGAAAGAGUUCUACAGCUUCACCUUUGAUUUCCUGAUGAAAAGAUAUCCAAUGUAUUUCUACAAGACCGAAGAUGGAGCCAAAGUUUACAGCAAGAUCAGAGACGAAUCGUACCCGGCCGAUCCUACACCUCUGGAGCGUACCGAAGUGUUGAAGAUUCUGGGUAGAAAUAUCGAGGAGGAUUUCCUUAUCUUGAUGAAAAAUUGUGAGGAGGAGGAAUACAAAGACGAGUACGUUCUGAGAGGUUUCAUUUCCAGUUUCCCCGCCGGGUUCAAUCCUGGACCAAAGUUCAACAAACCGUUGACCAUUGUUCACACUCCUGUUCCAGAUUACAAGACCAGACUGCAGUCUUCGAUGAACAAGUUUUUCCUCAGAUUGCGCGUCAAUGAGUUCAUUGUCAGAAGAAACUGGAGUAUCCAGAUCCAUCCAAAUUUGUAUGCUCCAUCCGGGUCCCACGGUACCAAGAAAGUCCAUGUGGAGCCACCAGCUGCCGAGACUGUUGAUUUCAAUAAGGCGUUCUUGCGGGUCGAGAAACAGAGCUUUACUCGUUUACCAAAGACCAAGGCCAACGUCAUGUUAAUCCGUACCUACACCACUCCUUUGACCACGAUCAGAGCCGAGGGCCGUGGAGAAGAUCUUUGUGGAGCUAUUGAUGGAUUGGGCGACGAUUUGGCCGUCUACAAGAACAGAAUCUUUUGGGGAGAGGCUGUCAAGGCUUAUAUGAGAGGAGAAACCAACGGAGCCACCGACGAGGUGUACAAGUACGACAUUUAUGGGGAGCAGAUGAAGAGAGAUUUGCUAUAG